GUCCAUGCAACUCUUGUCACCUAUGUGUCAUUUUGAUAUAUCACGUUUUGGCAAGCAAAUCUUUUCUAUUUAAACCAACACAUAGCGAACUAUUGUUAUUUAUAAGAGACUUCUCACUUUGUAGCAUAACAAACACUCCAACUGUUAACAACCGAUUUUUGAAUGGCUUCCUCCCAACCAUUGAUACCCAUCCAUGUGAGUCUUCAAGAACUUGCAAAAGAAUUCAAAGUAGCUGUCCCUGAUCGCUAUGUUCAGGAAAACCGAGAACCCACCGUUAUCUUUAAUGGAUCUUCACCUUUGCCCUCUAUCCCAGUCAUUGAUUUGAAAGAUUUUAUCAAGAUGUUAGGAACGAACGACGAUAACUUGAAAAGUCUGCGCUCUGUGUGCCAAGAAUGGGGAAUCUUUCAGUUGGUGAAUCAUGGAGUAGACAAAUUGUUAGUGGAGAAAAUGAAGAAGGAAACCAUACAAUUUUUCAACAUGCCUGUGGAAGAGAAGCAGAGGUACAAGUUGGAGGGAGGUGAGUAUGAGGGGUAUGGUCAAACCAUACUCCAUACUCAAGAUCAAAAAAUUGACUGGGCUGAUCGCUUUUACAUGAUCACCAAUCCUAUUCAGAGAAGGAAAUCCCAUUUACUUCCAGAGUUCCCUCCAUCAUUAAGAGAUACCAUGGAGAACUACUUGCAAGAAGUGCAAAAACUUGCGAUUAAUUUGUUAGGAUUAAUUGGGCAAGCAGUAGAUAUUGACAAGAAAGAGAUGGUAGAUAAAUUUGAAGAUGGAAUCCAAUCAGUGAGGAUGACUUACUAUCCUCCAUGUCCACAACCAGAUCUGGUCAUCGGUCUUUCCCCUCAUUCUGACGCUACUGGAAUUACCAUUCUUCUCCAAGUCAACGAUGUCGACGGUUUGCAAGUCAAGAAAGAUGGGGUAUGGAUCCCUCUGGAUGUUCUUCCAGAUGCUUUGGUCGUAAAUAUUGGAGACAUUCUUGAGAUAAUGAGCAAUGAUGUUGGACCAGCAAAGAGUCUCCUAACAAUUACAGGAGACCCAGCGCUGUACAAAACACUCGUAAUGGAACAGUACCUCAAGGACUUCUUCUCCCGCAAGCUCAAUGGAAAGACAUUUAUCGAGAAAUUGAAAAUAAAGAGCAGUGAAGUAACUGAAACUUGAUCAAAUAUCUUGGUCAUGUUUUAUCGUAAAAUAAUUUGAUUGACGUUAUUCGAAAUAUAAGCUAGAAACAAAUAAAAAAUAAAUUGAUCAUGAUUGACAUAUAAAUAAUCUAUAUAGUAGCUAUGAACUCCAUGUUUUACAUGUAGUGUUGAUAUGGAUCUAAAUAUUGAAUGUUAUUCGAAGUAUAAGCUAGACACAAACAGUUAACAUGGCGGUUAUCACAGUUAAUGAUAGUUAUUCAACCGUUAUGACAGGAGGGUUGCAACGGUUUACUAUGUG
Lactuca saligna is the source of this 1437-nucleotide messenger RNA. Lineage: Eukaryota; Viridiplantae; Streptophyta; Magnoliopsida; Asterales; Asteraceae. The record is from the annotation of a GenBank genome assembly.